Messenger RNA from Geodia barretti, 10046 nucleotides. NCBI's taxonomy places the organism in Eukaryota, Metazoa, Porifera, Demospongiae, Tetractinellida, Geodiidae. The record is from the annotation of a GenBank genome assembly.
UGCGACCCUUUUUAUAAGCACGCGCGUGCACGCGCCCGCGAUGUGGGCGUGGCGUAGCUAGAAGCUGAGCCGAGGGCUGUUUCUCGGUUUCUCGGUUUCUCCUGGCUUGUGGCCGUCUCUAUCUCUCUGACUCGGGCACAUUGCACACCGUGGAGACGGAGUAGAGGGGGAAUUGGUAGCAGAGAUGGUGUUCGAGUCGGUUCUGGUGGACAUCCUCAACCGCUACCUGCGGCCCUACGUCAAAAGACUCGAUCCCUCGCAAAUCAAAGUGGGCGUCUGGAAGGGUCAUGCCCACCUGGACAAGUUAGAGCUCAAAGAGGAUCUUUUUGAAGAGUUUGAUAUACCGGUGAGGAUCAAGAACAGCUAUAUUGGUAAAUUGGAACUGAAGAUUCCAUGGAAACACUUGACAAGGGAACCUCUCUAUGUGACUAUUGAUGAGGUGUACGUCGUGGUCGGCCCCAAUAUAGACACACAUUAUGAUGCCGAGAGAGACCAAAGAGGAUGAGGAGAGAAAAGGAGAAGAAGAUUGAAAAAUUUGAAGAAUCCGCCAAGAAAAAGAAGAAGAAAGAGAAAGAGGCGAAGAAGAGCAAAAAGCCAAGAAAGACAAGCCGGACACGUUCACAGAGAAACUGGUUACGAAUCUCCUGAAGAACAUGGAGGUCAAAGUCCGUGACAUUCACGUGCGGUACGAGGACUCGUCCGGGGCUGCCAGAACACUAGCAGCCGGUGUGACACUGCACAGCCUGGAGAUGAAGAGUGCCGAUGAGAAUUGGAAACCUUCAUUCGUGAGAGAUACUGCCACCCUCAUAUACAAGCUACUGGAGCUGAACUGUUUUGGAGUAUAUUGGAAUGCGUCAACGUCUGAAAUGGCCAGUCUACCUCAAGCCCAAAUGGUGGAGGAGAUGAGGGAAGCCAUAGCACGACCUGUUCUUGCCCCGCCCCCUUCAAUAGAGUACUUGCUGAAGCCGCUAUCAGCCGAUGCGAGACUGGGACUCAGCCUCAAGCCAGGCACCGACAUGACUAUCCCUCAGGUUGCUUUGGACGUGCAGUUGGACGAUAUUGUCGUGUGUCUCCACGAGGCUCAGUUCAAGAGCGUGCUGAAUACCGUGGAAACCUUUGACCGCCAUGCGGUGAACCUCAAGUUCCUCAAGUACCGACCAGUAGGGGUGGGGGUGAAGGAGGCCCCGAGACAAUGGUGGAGGUAUGCCAUCUCCGCCGUGACCAAGGAAGAGGUGAGGAGGAAGAUGGAGAUGUGGUCAUGGAAACACAUCCAGCAACACAGGCAGAGGUUCAAGUUGUAUCGCGACAAGUAUAGAGAGAGGAUGAAGAGUGUUAGUACUUCAUCCUCCCUACAGAAACAGAUUAAGGAGCUUGAGGAUCAACUGGAUUGGUUCAACAUUGUCAUUGCUCGAAGAGAAGCCAAGAAAGGGAAGACAAAGGUUGCUUCACUCAAGAAAGCUCCUCCCGUUGCCACGCCUCCACCGGUGACAUCAUCGCCUAUUCCGCCGGUACAGUCUGCGGUCCAACCAGUACCGUCGACUGCCGGUGAAGUGAAGAAAACAGCCGCAGCAUCCCAAGCCUCGGGACAAGAGGAGAAGAAGAAGAAGAAAGAGAAAAAGGGACUCUUUGCGAACUUUAGAAAGAAGCUGAAAUCGGGCGGUGGUGAGAAGAGUGAGGAGGUGAAGAGUGAGAGGGUGAGGGGAGACAAGGGCGGGAAGGGGACGACAGCGGGUGUUUCUGGCGCAGCGGACGUGUCUGGUGCAGCCGACGGGGGGAGUGAGGCAGAGAGAGAGGAGAGAGAGAGGCUGGAGCUCUACAAGGCCAUCGGCUACUCUGAGAACGAAGAGUAUGUGGAAUUCCCGAGAGAGUACGUGGCACACAAGAUUCAAGUGAGUCUGAAGUCUCUGUCGGUGGAGCUGUCGGGGAAGAAAGAGCUGGCAACUCUAGUAACAAACGGAGUAGUAGCCUCAGUUCUCAACAGGCCUUCUUCCAAGGCUGUCAGUGUGUCAGCCUCCGUGGCCGGCAUGGAGAUGAGGGGAAUCCCCCACCCCGAACUUGCCGAUGACCCCACCCUCAUUCUCUCCACGGUGACCUCUGACCUCUCGACCCCGCUUGUGACGUUGCAGCUGGAACUCAAUCCGCUGGAGAGUGAGUUUGACCUCGACCUCCGCGCCUCCCUCCGCCCCCUACAGAUCACUUAUGACGCUGACACGAUAGACGGCCUCAUUGGUGCAUUUCGAGUAAGAAAGAACAUACAUCUUCAAGAGUUGACAGGGGCUGCCUCGGCAACGGUGGAUGAGCUUCGUAACCAGACUAGCUCCGGCUUCCAAAAUGCCCUCAAGAGCAAGAAGCAAAUGAGGCUGGAUGUGACUCUCCAUUCGCCCUACCUGGUGGUACCACAGGGUGGUUACCUGAGCUCUGGGUCCAGUCUACUGGUGGUGGAUCUGGGAACGCUCUCCAUCGCCGGGAACACCAGGGGACAGUUGAAAGAUCAGUGCCCACUUCCUCAGAGCCCUGUUGGGGACCAGUUGGCUCGUUUCUACGACAACUUCACUCUCAAACUAGAAGGAAUGCAGGUUCUGGUCGCUAAACCAGGUGAUGAUUGGCAGCUGGCAAAGUCUCAGGGAGCAUCUUCCCUCCACAUCCUCAACCCAACCGGUCUACAGCUGCAGUUGAAACAGAGCAUCGUCAAGAAAGACGCAUAUCUGCCGAGUGUGAGGAUAGAGGGAGAUAUUCCAGGAUUUGAGGUGACAGUAUCGGACGAGAAGGUCGUGACGAUCCUCAAGAUUGUGACGUCAUUACAGCUGCCCCCUCCCUCUCUCGCCAACAACACCACUUACUAUGACGACAUACCGGCUCCUACCAUAGCCCGACCUGCCUCGCUGGUGGGUGUGGCCAAUGACAUCAUGGACACCAUGUCCCUCUCCAGCUACCUGGACGACGAUGAUGAUGAGGAGGAAGAGGAAGGGGUAGAGGAGACUUGUUCUCUCACUUCGCAACGUUCAAGGAGCACUUCACCACCAUCUGAAGGAGAUGACGACAGUAAAACCAUUGAGAGGAUUUUCACUGAUGCUCAGAUACAAGUGGUCAUAAGAAAGAUUGGUGUGAGACUGACGGAGGUAGUGAAAGGUGGCUCGGGUCAGAGGACUCUUGUCAGCGUGUCUGUGGAGGAGAUGAGAGCCGACGUAAUCGACCGCAGCUGGGACUCACAGGGCACCGUCACCAUUGGCAACGUCUCGGUACUGGACCACAUCUCGCUCGAUCCCGCAGGAGCUCCUACUGUACUACUGAAGACUAAAGGACUCAGUGAUGGAAAUUUCAUUACUGCCAAGUUUAUCACCGUGACGAAGGUGGGGAAAGCGUUUGCGGAGAAGUACACUGGAUUCAGUAACUCCGUGUCGGCCCAACUGUCACUGGUGGAGCUGAGUCUGCAGCGGGACACUCUGGCCUCUCUGCUGAGCAUGGGCACGAAGCUCAAGACUGCCAUUGACAGACCUCCAGUCAAGGGAACCAGCGAAGCCACACCCACUCCGACCACACCCCUUCCCGCACCUACUGAUAAUUCUCCAGCAAUCAAUCCCAACGAUUUUGAGAACAUUGCGGAGAAGAAGAAAGGGAAAGAGAUGAACUUUAACGCUCAAUUUGAGGGUAUAACCCUCCAAUUAGCUCACAAAACGCUGCAAGUCAUCUACACCAAUGUUUCAGGGUUCUCAGUGGAGGGCAAAGAUGGAGUUGGAGCACUCUUACUCACUGCAAGCAUGCAAGAUGUGCUUGUGGAGGACCCUCAAUCCAACCCUGACAACAAUAAGAUCGUCUCAAAAACCAACCCCGAAGAGAAAAUGAUCAACCUGACGGUGACUCAGUACAAGUUGUCUCCCAGAGAGAGAGCCCCCGAGGAUCUGGGCUGGACAGACACCGAUCUGCGGGCCGAGUUUCAGAGGGUCAAAGUACAAUUGAGCACAGCUUUCCUCGGCAGAAUUUUGGAUUUUGCAAAGGCCCUGAAGGUGGACCUGAAUGCCCUAAAACUGGCUGCACGGGCCACUGCUGAUACUGCCACCGCUGCUGCCGCAGCCAUCAGAGAAAGUGAGAAAACAGCUCAUAGAGUGAAACUGGACCUGACUCUCCACGCACCACUCAUUCUAUUGCCAUAUACCAUCAAGAACAGCCAAGGAAGCAUUGCUAUUGACCUUGGACGCUUCCAUGUUCACAACCGGUUUGUCCACGGAGAGUCCCUGCUUAGCCCGCUACAGACCAUCGGUGGUGGGCGGGGCCUGACCACAUUUGAUGUGAUGGAGAUACAGUCCACUGCCAUAGAGAUCCACAGGUCAUCUACCAGUGGGGCGGGCAUUAAACCAGGUCAAACCUCGUUGAAGAUCCUGGAGCCAGUGCAGUUCACGGCUACAAUCACACGUAACCUCGGGAAUCCUCUGCUAUCUCUACCCAACGUUGACAUCAACCUCCCCAUGGGCAUUGUCAAGUUUCAUCUCCACGAGGAGGACGUGAAGGCACUUAUCACCAUAGCUCUGUCGGCCACCAAAGUCACGCAGGUCCUCUCCCCAGACCAGCAACCAUCCACAGAUGUGAAGAAGGACGGUGGAAAAGGCUCCCCUCCCCUCCAGCGUCCCGGUGCGGUACCAGAUCCCGCCAAAUUGGCGAGGAUGGAAUCAGUGACUGAAGUAGUCGAGGUCAGAGUUAAAGCUAGUCUUCAUUUCAUAUCUCUCGACUUUGCCACAAGAAGAGGUCCACUCUUCAGUGCCAUAUCUUCAGAUGUGAUGGCUAGCGUCGGAGUAUACAAAGAAAUGGUGAAAGUGAAGGCCAGUGUCGACAGUCUGAGUGUGACGGACUCGAGCGGAGAAGACAAACUGAAGAAGAUUGUAUCUCUUGCCGAGGACACCGACAAGGCCUCCUCACUAGAGCUGAAACUGGACACGAGGUCAGAGCGAGGAUCUCUGGACCCACUGGGGGAGGUCAAGACACGAAUCGCUCAAGUCAAGUUGAUGCUGCCCCCUCACUUCAUACAACAGCUGCUGGAGUUUGUUCUGGCACUAAAGGAAGUCAACUCUGAGCUGGUCAUAAACGCUGCCAAAUUGAGCAAGGGAGGAGUUCAAGCUAUCACUAGCAAGGCAUGGGACAAGUACCUGACCAUAGACGUGGCAGCCCACGCCCCAGUCCUCAUUCUGCCGGUCUCCGAUACCUCGUCCCAGGCCUUCAUGGUGGACCUGGGCUCCGUCUCCGUCAGGAACAUGCUCCUCCCACUGGACGAGGGGGCGGGGGUCGAGGCUUACGGGAUAAACCUGGACUCUCUCAAGGCCUCGAGGGUCCUGAUCGACGUGGAGGGAGACUACAAGGUCCUGUGUGAACGAGUGUUGUUCCAGCCGUUCCACAUCCAGCUGGCUCUGGAGAGGAAUCUCUGCAGUGCCUGGUACUCUGAGAGACCCACCCUCUCACUCAACUGCCAGAUGGGAGAGUUCAAGUUGCUGGUGGGGCAGGAGGACCUGCAACAACUGGUGGCUCUUGGGAAGAACUUUGGAAAAAGUCUCUCCGGUGUCAUUGAGAAAGGUGGGAGUGGAGGGUCGGAGGUGGGAGGAGCAAUAAUGGAGGGACUAACGGCAGGCGAGGAGGAGAGGAGGGGAGAGAGGGAGGGACGGGACAAGAAGGUCACUGACAUGGUCAAGGUGUCCUCUUCUCUCAAUUUCUUUGAACUGAAGCUCUUCAAAGACGAGCCACCUCUGAGUGCUAGUAACCCUGACUCAGUGGUGGUGAGAGAUAGCUACAGUCUGGCCAGUCUCCAGCUGCUGCAGAUGCAACUAGGUGUGACGGUACUCUCUAACGAGGAGGUGGAGCUUCAGGCCAGCCUCAAGGACAUGGUGCUCUGCGAUCAGCAGCCCGACCAGCAGCAGAAGAAAACUGGGACCCGCGUGGUCCAGCACUACACCAGCAAUCCUCUGCUGCCGUACACGGGCAAGUUGGACACACCUCUUGUCAAGAUAUCCUACCUCCUCAGGGACGGCCAGCACAUCGUGAUACUGAAAGCGGAGAAUAUUCUGGUUUUGAGCGACAUCCAAUUCCUCACAACACUGUCAAACCACUUUCAGGCUAUUUUGGGAAAGGACGAUGCGCAGAUGUCCCUAUCGGAGAGCUCAGUUGAAUCCAGCAUCAUGUCAGUUGGCUCGCCUGUGAUUGAGAAAGGAGGAGAGCUGGAUCGACCGACACCUGCCAAGAAGAUGCCGAUACUCAAAGUGGAGGCCAGUUUCUCUAACAUCAGGGUGGCCAUUGUGGAAGAUGUGGAGGACCCUCAGGCUCUAACCCUCAGGCUGAAGACUGCCUAUAUCCAUCUGGGACUGACUGAGAGUGCCAAAACGGCAUCCGUCAACGUUGCUGAGAUCAGUAUCGCAGCCAGCACUUUCUUCGACCUGGACCACGUCAGCAAAUGGAUCCUAUUCCCUUGCUCUCUCAGCCUGACCAUGUCUGGUCCUGUGGACAAGCCUGCAAUGGACAUCAAUGGAUCUGUCGAGGCCGUAACUCUAGCCCUCUCUCCCUCCAUUGUCCGUCUCACUCAUCCACGCCAUCACGAGCCUCAUUCCUCAAAAGAAGAUUCAGAAGCAGGUAGCUCCUCCCAAUCUCUGGGGGAAGAAGAGGAUCGAAGGACAGCGUUUCUGGUUUCUCAAACCAGCUCCACUGUACAAGACACAGGUGGAAAAAGUUGCAGAGACAGCAAGAAAAGGAGAAAUGCUGUCAAUGAGAGUUGAGAGUGCGUCGAGGUGAUAUUGGAGAGCGAAGGAACUGCCCGGACUCGAGGGUACCCCAUUCUUGCCGUCAAUGUUUCAGCAGACGCCCACGUCUCAGAAUGGACUGGAGACCUGAAUGUGAAAGCCAAGGUACGCUGCGAGGCGUCCUACUACAACGAGAAGCUGUCGAUGUGGGAACCACUGCUGGAGCCUCUGGAGGACCUUGACACUGGGAGACUGCAGCCGUGGUGCCUCACAGCUGAGGUUACGAAGAGGGCUCCUGACAAGACGGCAGUGGGUGAGGACGAGGCAGAGGACACCGGUGGAGGAGAGGCCAACCUCUCUGUGAGCCUCUCUGCCAAGACUCCUCUCCAACUCACCCUCACCAAGACCUCUCUGGAACUACUCAAGUCCCUCGUCAAGGCCUAUACAAAGGAGUAUGAGAGGAAGCUGGGUAUCAGUGCUGACGUAAAGACUCUAACUGGAGCCCCCUUCACUAUCAUCAAUAAGCUCGGUGGUUCUGUUUCUGCCUUUGUCCAGCCUGGAACAACUCUUAAGCUGAGGGAGAGAAAAGACAGCGUCAAGUUGGGGAUGAACGAAUCGGCUGAUCUCUGGUUCGCGAGGGAGACAGGUAGCAAGUCCUAUGCUUCUCUCCUCGUCAAGCCUGGAGAAGAAGAACAUGUAGUCAACCUUGCUGUUGGGAACUUCAAGCCUCUGGGUGGAGUUGUCAUCAACAAUCCUGGCUGCUUCUACUUUCCCCUGGAGCUCAAGAAGCCGUCCCCCAAGCCGGUUCACUAUGGAGUGGUGAUAGAUGUUGCAGUUACGGGGACAAGAAGACGGUCACCAUUCGCUCGCCUGUCCAGUUCCAGAACCAUCUCCAGAUCAAUGUUGAUAUUCUGGCUGCACCGGAGAUGUCGCGAGACAAGAGGUCAAAGGUGGCCACCGUACCAGCCGACGAGAGUUUCCCGGUUCCCAUAGAGAUGUCCCAGCAACACGUCUUCUACGUGGUGCCUGCUGAAGUUGGGCUGGAUCCGCUGGGACCUCCGAUCGCCUGGUUUCAACGACCUGGUGGGAGGUACGUCGACUCCCGCUGCGCUGUUCCCGGUGAUUCCGAGCCGUGCCACUUCAUUAGAGUUCUCUACGAGGAAGAGACCUACGGAAGCCGCCGAGAGCUACCGACCGAAGAUUUCGCUCACCACAUCUUCCACCUCCAUCCCCCUCUCCUCCUCCAAAACCUCCUCCCGUUCACCAUCAGCGCCGGAGACAUAGGAGUGAACUGGUCUACUUGUCCCAUAAAGCCAGGAGAAUUUAUACAUUGCCACGGAAUCGCACCUGACCGGGAGCCACACGUUACCAUCUCUGUGUCUCUGCCGCAGGAGGACAGUCUAAUGGGGAAGCUGCGGCUGGUCAAGAACCCCAAGAAAUACUCCGAAUUUGCAGUCUCCUCCAACAACACGUCUGUCGUGAGUUCUGCGUGACAAUUUGCAGCCAAAACUGCACCAGGGUCAAACUGUAGGCAACAAUCACAAACAUCUACCAUUUAUCUUCUCUCAAAGCUGUAUAUAUACAUUCACAUGCAUAGUCGGCACACACUCUAAUGAUGCUGUGUGAGUUCACAAAACUGUUUCAUAUUUCACUUUCAGCUUUUCAAUCAUAAAACUAUGGUUUGUGUGCAGGUGUUGAAUGUGUUGACGGAUGACCUUGGCUACCACAAAGUGAGCAUUUUCAGUCCCUACUGGAUGACCAACAAGACUGGACGAGACAUUGAAUAUCUGGUUGACGGGAAAGCUAUCAAGCAUCCAUCGAGCAAAUCUCUCAUUCUUCUCUCCACCAGUAACCCCAAGAACAAUAUCCAAAUUAGGACCAGGACAAACGCCGGCAAGCUGACUGACUGGACUCUCAAGUUCUCUCUGAAUGCCGUGGGCACCAGUGGAAACUUUCCCGCUCGCUAUGGACAAGAACUCUACAUUUUUGGAGUGGAGGCCCAUCUAUCCCAGUUCACACUUACAAAGAUUGUCAACAUUUCUCCUUACUACAUGUUGGUCAAUGAAACUGAGACUGACCUGUACGUGGCCGAAACUGCCGAUCCCCACAAUAUAAUACUGCUACCACCAGGAGAGCUGGUCCCGUUCUGGCCUGUGACCGACGGAAGUAAGCUGAGACUCACUCCGGGACUUGGGAAGGAGGCCGUGGUCUUCAACUACAAGAGACCAGACACUGUCUGUCUCAAACUUAAUGAUGAGAUACAGGUAGUGUGUGUGGAUAUCCAGGAAUCAGAGUCGGCCAUUAUCACCAGCUUCACUCCCUACUACCCUGGCUGCGUGCCUGUACAGAUCAUAAACCACUUCCCUGAUGUCACCAUUCAGUUCAUGCAGGAUGCCAAGCAGUCCAAGGGAACGAUAUACACUCUGGAGCCUGGAGAGACCGUGUUCUACACGUGGGACCACCCCAACGACCGGCGGGCUCUUCGCUGGGGACUCCUCAGCCUCAGAGUCAAAGAUCCAAAACACAUCUUUGUCGACAAGAAUGACCAGCAGAUGUUCCGUAUUCGAUCUGGAGACUCUUCCUCGGCCGCUGGCUCCUCGACCUUCUGGAUGGAUGACAACUGGGUGGACGUGGAUGAGAACUUCUCCGAGAGACUGGUCUCCCCCGACGACAGUAACAGUGACACGUCGAGUAUCAGCUCCGCGUCCACCUCAAGAGGAGACGGGGUCGUGGGUGCAGUUGAGGGUCGCUCUGCCUCUCGAGCCUACUGGAAGUCCUUCAUCAGUGGCAUCCAGCGGGUCGUCCUGUUCACACCGUUCCUGGAGACUGUUGACAGGAUCAAGGUCGUGGGGUCGUACUCGAGACCCCAGGUGGAGGUCUUGCUGGGGCUGAGUGCCGUGGGGCUGUCGCUGGUGGACAACAGCAAGAAGAGGGAACUGGCUUAUAUCGCCAUCACACAGUCAGGGGUCAUCUGGCAGGUGGAGAAAGUCAACGCAGAAGAAGUGGAAGUACUCUCAAGACAAACAUUAAAACCUACCGCCUAGAAGAGCCCACUGGCAAGAUAAGCAAACUAGACGUCAAAUACAAGAAUGUUUCUGCGGACCGCACGAUUGAUGAUAGCUGUAUAGUCCGGUGAGGGCAAGCGGUACGCAGGGACUACGCCACGGUACGAGUCGAUCGUCAGUUCGCCAGUGAGCGAUGGAAACAUGACUACUCCGUGGACGCUAUAGUAGUAUGCUGACAGUCAGGGGGAGCAACAACUCCGUUUUCUGGGUCAUAACCCUCAAGUGCUGUAUCCUCUACCACCGCCUCCAACUGUGGCCUCUGAAACUG